Molecule: messenger RNA, 4426 nt
Organism: Apis dorsata (giant honeybee)
Lineage: Eukaryota; Metazoa; Arthropoda; Insecta; Hymenoptera; Apidae
Product: WD repeat and HMG-box DNA-binding protein 1-like
Exons: 22
Coding region: 146-4411 (1421 amino acids)
Biological process (GO): mitotic cell cycle; DNA-templated DNA replication; DNA repair
Cellular component (GO): nuclear replication fork; membrane
Molecular function (GO): transmembrane transporter activity; chromatin binding; protein binding
Source: RefSeq, a predicted model, not a curated record
AACAUUUCUGAUUAAGGAUCUAUAAUAUAUAGACUCGAAAAUGCGCGCCAAAAUACGGGUAUAAAAGAUCAUAUUUAUAUGAAAGAUUUAAUAAAUUAAUAUAUUAUAUUUAAUCAUAUAAAAUUAUUAAUUAAUUUAUUGAAAAAUGCCAUUAGUAAAAAAACCUAUGCGUUAUGCACNNCCAGAGGGGCAUACGGAUGUAUGUUAUUUUUCUGGUGAAAAAAGAGGGCUUAUUACUUGUGGAUCUGAUGGAGAUGUUCGAUUUUGGUUGAAUCUAAUGGAUGAUGAUCCAAAUGCAAGCUGUGUCUCAGAACAAGCUAUAUCAGUCAUAUCAAAAAAUGGGAAAAUAUUUGUUGGCAAUGAUAAUAAUACAAUUCAAAUUCUUAAUUAUCCAGAUCUUGAAAAAGAUGGAAUAAUUACUAGAUUUUCAGCACCAGUUUCAGCAUUAGCAACAACAAAAAACAGUAACAUUAUAGUAUCCGGAGGAUGUGAUAUGAGAAUACAAGUAACUGAUAUUAUUACCUCAGAUAAUAUAGAAUUAAUAGGUCAUGAAGCUCCUAUAUUAGGUUUAUCUUUGGAUCCAAAAGAAGAAUUUAUAGCAUCAUCAAGCGCAGAUGGUUCAAUUCGAGUAUGGAAUAUUAAAGAAAAAUGUGUUGUAAAUAUUUGGACUAAUGUUAUACCAAAGUGUAACUCAUUUUUUACAGCUAAAAUAUAUGGUGUACCCUCAUUUCAUCCAAAGAAUGGAAGUUAUCUUGCAUAUCCUAAUGUAAAAGAUGUAAUUAUAAUUGAAAGAUCUUCUUGGAAGGAAUUGUUUCGUUUAAAAUGUAUUAAUAUAAAAACUGAAAUUAAUAUAUGUAAAUUUUCUGAAUGUGGCACAUUAUUAGCAGCUAGUUCAAUAUAUGGAGAAAUAAUUGUUUGGAAUGUAGAAAAUAAAGAAUUAAUUGGUUAUAUUGAACAUCAACAAAAUGCUAAAAUUACUGCAUUAGCUUGGAAUAUUGAUAAAUCGGAUGAAAUUGCAUUUUGUGAUUCUUUAGGUCAAUUAGGAUGUAUUGAUAUUAUAAUUUCUGAUAAAGCAACAAAUAAUGAAGUAUGUUUAGAAACAAAUGGAGAUGUCAAAGAUAGUAAUGUUAAUGUCUUAGAAGAAGAAGAUGAUGAUGAUGAUGGAGAAAAUGUUAUAUCUCUAAAUAAAAUUAAAGCAUUAGUGGAGCUUGAUGAUGAUCAAAAAAGUCAUUCUGAUGUAUUAUCUGAAAAAUCUAAACAUGAUACAAAUGCUUUUAUACCUGAAAUUCAUUUACAAUCACCAUUUCAACCUGGUUCAUCUCCAAUACAUUUAUUAUCUCGUUUUAUGGUAUGGAAUGAUAUAGGAAUGGUAAGGUGUUUUACUUCUGAAGAUGGAGAAGAAUCUAGUAUUGAAGUAGAAUUUCAUGAUGUAACAAUUCAUCGUAGUAUGCAUAUUAAUAAUUAUUUAAGACAUACAAUAGCUGCUUUAUCAUCACAAGCAUUUGCAUUAAAUUGUCCAUUAAGUAAUGAUAUUCGUAGUAAACUUGUUGUAAUAGUAUUACAAGGUUGGGGUUCAGGAAAUAAAGAAUGGUUUUUAGAUCUACCCGAAGGUGAAGAAGGGCAUUGCAUUGCAGCUGGUGAUAAUUUUGUAGCUCUUUCAACAUCUAGAAGAUACUUAAGAAUUUUUACUGUAGGCGGCACACAACGUGAAAUCGUUGCUUUGCCAGGACCUGUAGUAGCAAUGAAUGGAUUUAAAAAUAAUUUAGUACUUGCUUAUCAUAAUGGAAUAGGGAUAUCAGGGGAUCAAUAUAUGAAUUUACUAUUAAUUCAAAUUCAAAGAUUAAAUUUAUAUAGUAAGACAUUAAGUCUUCCAUUAUCACCAUCAUCAGAAUUAAUGUGGUUAGGAAUUACUGAUCUUGGAUCUCCUGUAAUAAUGGAUGCUGAUGAUAUUAUUAAAGUAUAUAAUAAAAAAUCUUCUUUAUGGAAAGUAGCUAGUGAUAUGAAUGAACAGUCUAAAGGUAAAACAGAUCAUUAUUUUAUAAUUGGAAUAAGCGAAUUACAAAGUAUCGCUCGCUGUGUUUUAUGCAAAGGAAGUCAUUAUCCUCCUACUACACCUCGUCCAGUAAUCACAGAAGUAUCUUUAUAUCUUCCACUUUGUGAACUUGAAAGUGAAAAAACGGAGAAAGAAUUGAACUUAUGGAAAUUAGGAACUAAUCCUUUAGAAGAGAAUGAAGCAGUGUUAUCUCUUAUUGCGCUUGCUUGUCGAAGUAAUUUGGAGUAUCGAGCAGUAGAAUUAUGUGAACAAAUUGCUUCAGAAAAAGUUAUAGAAUUAGCAAUAAAAUAUGCACGAAGAAUAAAUCGAAUAGCAUUAUCUAAUAAAUUGGAAUCAAUUGCUGAUAUAAAAGAAGAAGAAAAGGAGAAGAAUAUAGAAAAUAGAGAUAAUGAUGAUGAAAAUAUUAAUAAAAGUGAUGAUGAAUCACUGAUAGAUAAUGAUGUUGAAGAACUUUCAUUAAAUAUUAUAAAAAAACCAGAUAUAGAAAUUAAACCAUUAUCUAUGACUGAAGCAUUAUCAAUAAAAAGAAAUAAUCCUUUUUUAAAAAGCGGAAAUUCUCCAGGAACAAAAGGAUUAGCUGGUUUAGAUAUAGCUCCACAGAAGAUACAAAAAUUAACUUUAUCAUCAGUUUCUUCGAAGUUGAAGACAAAAGAAAUAAAAGAUGUAGUAAAAAAAGAAACAUUCAUUAGUUGGUAUGCUAAAAACAAAAAAAAUUUACAGGAAGAAUUUCCUGAUUUAAGCCCUGCAGAUUUGACAAAAUAUGCGUUAGCAAAAUACAAAGAAAAAAAUGAAAGUUCACAAAAUAAUAAUAUUUUGACAUCUUUAGAAUCAAAAAAAAGAAAAUUAAAACAUGCAUCACUAGAUAUAAUACAAAAUGCAAUGGGUGUGAUGGGUCCAUGGCAUAUUGUUAUUGCUGUGGCAUUGUCUCUUGUAAAAUUUCCAGUUGCUUGGCAUCAACUUUCUAUUAUAUUUCUUGCACCUCCGACUAAUUUUUCAUGUGCUGCACCAAUAUCAAAAACCAAUGAAUCUACAAUAAUGAAAUGUUAUGUAGAUAUAGGAAAUGGUACUAUGGAAAAAUGUACAAUUUUUAAAUAUGACAAGCGUAUAUUUAAAGAAAGCAUUAUAACUCAAUGGGAUUUAGUUUGUGAUAGAGAACAAUUGACAAAUGUUGUACAGUCUUGUAUAAUGUUUGGAGUACUUAUUGGUAAUUUAGUUUUUAGUAUAAUGGCUGAUCGAAUAGGUAGAAAAAAACCUUUGAUGAUUGCUAUAGGAUUACAAUCAUUAACAGGAUUUAUAAGUGCAUUUAUUCCAUGGUUUGAAUUAUUUGUGAUAUUUAAAUUCAUUUCUGCUAUAGCUACAGGUGGUACUAUGCUUGUCAGUUUUGUUUUACUUAUGGAGAUUGUAGGAAUAGAAUGGCGUUCCAUUAUGUCAGUUCUCUUUCAUGUACCAUUUUUAUUAGGUCAUUUAAUGAAUCCUUUAAUUUCAUAUUUAACACGUACAUGGGAUGGUUUUCAAAUGGCAGUUUCUAUACCAUCACUUUUUUUAUUAUCAUAUUAUUGGAUUAUACCCGAAUCACCAAGAUGGUUAUUUGCUGUUGGGAAGUUAUCAAAAGCAGAACAAAUUUUAAUUAAAGCAGCUGGUAGAAAUAAAAUACCAAUAGAGAAUGUUAAAACAGCAAUUGAAACAUAUGAAUGUAAUAUAGGAAUUUACCAUAAACAAAAUGUAGAAAAAUAUAAUAUUACACAUUUAUUUAGAACUCCAAAUUUAAGAUUAAAAACUAUUUUUAUAUGUAUUAAUUGGUUUAUAUGUGGUAGUUGUUUCUUUGGAUUAACACAAUAUAUGGGUUAUAUUGAUGGUAAUAUUUUUAUAAAUGUUGCUGUAUCAGCUGCUAUUGAAUUACCUGGAACUAUAUUAGUUUUAUUUCUAAUAUCACGUGUAUCACGUUUAAAAAUUUUAAUAAGUGCAAAUCUUCUAUCUGCUGCAAGUUUGCUUUUGUUAAUUGUAAUGUCAAAUUCACGUUUUACGAUAAUUUUAACUAUAUUAGGUCUUGCGGGAAUGUCACUCAGUUUUCCAACUGUAUACCUAUAUAGUAGUGAAGUAUUUCCAACUGUAAUCAGAAAUAUUGGUAUUGGUCUAGGAAGUGUUUGUGCAAGGACUGGAAGCAUGAUUGCACCAUAUAUCGCUACAAUGGGAAAAAUUAAAUCUUGGUUACCACCAUUAAUAUUUGGAAGUGGACUAUUAUUUGGUGCUUUUUUAUGUUUCUUUUUACCAGAAACAAUGAACUGUGAAUUACCAGAAACUAUUGAAGAUAGUGAAAAUUUUGGAAAAAAACGAAGUGGAAAAAAUGCAAUAAAAUAAUAUUUAUUUACAACU